This is a messenger RNA of Musa acuminata AAA Group (dessert banana), 2686 nucleotides long. Its product is annotated as protein ROOT HAIR DEFECTIVE 3 homolog 2-like. The transcript is spliced from 22 exons. Lineage: Eukaryota; Viridiplantae; Streptophyta; Magnoliopsida; Zingiberales; Musaceae. Gene Ontology annotation, biological process: endoplasmic reticulum membrane fusion. Bases 138 to 2495 code for a protein of 785 amino acids. Gene Ontology annotation, cellular component: endoplasmic reticulum. Gene Ontology annotation, molecular function: GTP binding; GTPase activity. The record is from RefSeq and is a predicted model, not a curated record.
ACCCUGCCCCCCUUAACACGCGAUCCUCCUCCCCUCACCCUUUUAUCCCUCUUUCUCUCCCCUCCAUGUUCUCGCAGCCCAAACCCCAGCGCCGGGUCGUUCGAUUGAGGCGGAGGUGGCGGCAGUAGGUCGUCGAGAUGGGGGAAGACUGCGCCGCCACGCAGCUCAUCGACGUGAACCGCGCCUUCAAUGUCGACGGUCUCGACCGGUUCCUCAAGGCCGUGAAACUCGCCAACUAUGGCCUCUCCUACGCCGUCGUCUCCAUCAUAGGCCCUCAGAGCAGCGGGAAAAGCACCCUUUUGAAUCAUCUCUUUGGCACCAACUUCAGGGAGAUGGAUGCCUUUAAAGGAAGGAGUCAAACUACUAAAGGCAUUUGGAUAGCGAAAGGUGUUGGCAUUGAGCCUUGCACGAUUAUCUUGGACUUGGAGGGAACAGAUGCGAGAGAAAGAGGAGAGGAUGAUACUGCCUUUGAGAAACAAAGUGCCCUAUUUGCUUUGGCUAUUUCUGAUAUUGUACUCAUCAAUAUGUGGUGCCAUGAUAUUGGUCGGGAGCAUGCUGCUAAUAGGCCUCUUUUAAAGAUGGUGUUUCAGGCUAUGAUGCGGUUAUUCAGUCCUCGCAAGACAACCUUGUUGUUUGUUAUCCGUGACAAAACGAAGACUCCAUUGGAACAUUUAGAACAAGUACUAAGGGAAGACAUCCAGAAGAUUUGGGAUACUGUUUAUAGGCCUCAGGCACACAAGGAAACACUACUGAGUGAAUUUUUCAAUGUGGAGGUUACAGCAUUGGCCAGUUAUGAAGAGAAGGAAGAACUAUUUAAAGAACAGGUUGCACAACUAAGGCAGCGCUUUUUCCAUUCUAUUGCCCCAGGGGGUCUUGCAGGUGAUAGACGAGGUGUUGUUCCUGCUUCAGGAUUUUCCAUUAGCGUACAGCAGAUUUGGAAAGUUAUACGAGAAAAUAAGGACCUUGACCUUCCUGCUCAUAAGAUAAUGGUUGCAACAGUUAGGUGCGAAGAGAUUGCAAAUGAAAAACUCAGAUGUUUGACUUCGGAUAAGGGUUGGUUGGCGUUGGAGGCAUCCGUUCAAGCUGGCUCAGUAUCAGGCUUUGGGAGGAAGCUUGAUUCCAUCCUUGAUGCAUACCUAUCUGAAUAUGACAUGGAAACUUUCUACUUUGAUGAUGGUGUUAGAACCGCAAAACGACAACAAUUAGAGUCCAAAGCACUGCACCUUGUGCAUCCUGCUUUUCAAGCAAUGUUAGGACAUCUGCGUUCUAAAGCACUUGAUAAAUUCAAAAAUGAUCUUGAACGAUCGUUGGAGAGCAGGAAAGGAUUUGCAAUGUCAGUUCGUACUUGUGCCGAAGCCUCCUUGCUUGAGUUUGAUACUGAAUUUACAGAUGUGGCAAUCCAGCAUGCUGAUUGGAAUGCUUCCAAAAUAAGGGAGAAGCUCUGUCAUGACAUUGAAGCUCAUGCAGCUUCUGUUCGUGGUGUUAAAUUAUCUGAACUUAAAGCUUCUUACGAGAAGAAAAUCACUGAAGCCCUUGUUCAACCUGUGGAAUCACUGUUUGAUUCUGCUGCUCAAGACAUUUGGGCAUCUAUACGAGAACUUUACAGGCAUGAGACUGAGAAUGCUAUAUCAGGGUAUUCAUCUUCGCUUGCUGGUUUUGAACUGGACCAGUCUACCUUUGAUAAGAUGAUGGCAGAUCUAAAGAAUUAUGCAAGAGGUGUAGUGGUAAGAAAAAUAAGAGAGGAAGCAGGCAAGGUUCUGAUUCAUAUGAAGGAUAGGUUUUCAACAGUAUUUAGCCAUGACAAGGAUUCCAUGCCUAGGGUCUGGACUGGGAAGGAGGAUGUUAGGAAGAUCACAGAGGAGGCACGUGCUGUGGCUCUGAAACUUUUAGCUGCAAUGGCAGCCAUCCGGCUGGAUGACCAGCCAGAUAAGAUCGAGAAUAUUCUUAGUUCUUCUCUUAUGGAUGGUCCUGUUAUAAAAAAUAGAACCAUAGAGGCUUCUAGAGAUCCUCUUGCCUCAAGCACAUGGGAGGGGGUGCCUCCAGAAAAUACGGUGAUUACACCAGUGCAGUGUAAAUCAAUUUGGAAGCAAUUCAAAGUUGAAACAGAGUAUACUGUCAGCCAAGCAAUUUCUUCACAGGAAGCUUUCAAACACAAUAACAGUUGGUUGCCUCCUUCAUGGGCAAUUGUUACAAUUGCGAUCCUAGGUUUCAAUGAAUUUAUGAUGCUUCUUCGGAAUCCUUUGUAUCUUGCCAUACUAUUUAUACUUUUCAUUCUGUCGCGAGUAGUAUGGUAUGAACUCAAUAUUGCUGGAGAAUUUCAAAAUGGCACGCUUUCUGGACUUCUUGCAAUAUCAACAAGAUUUUUACCAUCAGUUAUGAACAUUCUAAAAAGAGUUGCUGGUGAAGGUAACAGACAUCAUCAAGCUGCACAAUCUUCGCAACAAUCCCUGCCCUCCACUGCACAGACUCCUAGGAAUCUGGAACCGGAAAUGUGAUCGUGCAUCUGAUAAUAUCGUUGCAAAGAAAUUGUAAAGUAAUCAAAUGUAUAUGUACAGAUGUGUAUUUAUAUAUAAAUUAAAGGUUGUUUAAUUAAGAAUAAGAAUUGGGAUAGAAUUUGUACCAACAGUUUGUGAAUGCACAACUGUAAAUGUGUGUAUGCCUUCUUCCAAAUCUGAGUUCUUCCCAG